GGGGUCCGGAGCGGGAACGGAGCCCGGAGGCGGGCGGAGACGCUUCCUGCGAGAGGCCUGCACCGCCGGGCCGCGACCCAGGCCUGGGUCGGGCCCGCUGCUGCUGCCGCGUCUUUGCAGGCGCUCGUUCGGCGUCAGGGCCCGCGGUACCCGCGAGUUGCGUCUGAAGGAUCUGAGCAGGGCUCCAUCUGCUGCAGGGGCCCAUAGCCCGUACGGGUCCGGUGCCGCAGUUGGGCUGGUAGGAGGCGGUGGUUGAUGCCAGUUGGAUAAAAGCUGGAGCCAGGCAUGAGGGUGAAGCAUCACCUGCAACAUCGUGGUCAGCGGUCAGUCAGUCCCUGCUGGGAAAAACGGGCAUUUCCCACACGGUUUCCAUCGACAUGUAACCACUGAAGGUUGAACAGUGAUCAUGACAAGACUAACAUAUGUAGAAGCCAUGGUGUUCUUUUUGCAUAUUUAAAGUAGGUAUUAUGCUCUAUCACAAUAUUCAGUAAUUUCAGUAAAUUCCUCCCUAGAAUCUUUCAGAGGCAGUAGUGGUUGGCUAGCUUAGUGACAAAAUAUGGUUUUAUAUAUGUCUCUGUGUGUGUGUAUAUAUUUUAUAUAAAUAUAUUUUACAUAGUUAUAAUUACAUGCACAUAGAGUUUUUAAUAUAUAUAUAAUAUUGGAUGCCCUCCUUAUUUUCCAAGCCCCUUUUCAUUUUUAUUUUCUUGCUACAAAUAAAAAAAAAAAAAAAAAAAAAAAAGUAGAUUCAGACUGGAUUUCUGAUAUCUCAAGAGGCCAAGUGGUGUGUGGAAGGUUCUGAGAAAAGACCCAUCAGACCUUUGUCCUUGCAUACCCCUCACUUGGUCAGGGUGGGGAGGUGGGGUAUGUUCUGUUCAUUUUGAUGCUACAGAGAUACCUUCACUCAAAUCUGUCAAGAGUACUUACACAACAGCCUUCAGCUGAGGAGCAAGGACUGUGUCCAUAAAAAGAUAUAUUUCAGUUUCAAGCAUAGAUGGGGAAAGUUUUUAACAGCUUCAAUUAAGACAAAUGGAGCUUUACAAGUCCUCUCUUCUAAAAGGGUUCAGAUCUGUCUGUGUGUGCAUUCAGAAACCCAGGGAAACUGAUGGGGUUCAUGCUGUUUCCCUACAGAUUAACCUCAAUAUUUUGUCCAAAAACAUCAGUGCUGGCCAGUCAUUACUCAAAGAACCUACCACCUUCAUUUGCAGAAUUUUGUAGAGAAGCAUUUACUGCUCAUAAAAAUAUACAGGCACUGACUCCAGCUUCUUGCAAAGGCAGGUGGCACCACAGGGCUCUCUCCUUAGGGCUGAUAUGCUUUUGCAGAAAUGUGAACUAGUAUUAUUUGGUCUGGAUAUACUGAUUGUUUCCAACUCUCCCAAGGAGAGGAUUUAUAUGGUUCUGAAAAUGAAAAUUACUUGCCUUCUUUCUCCACCAGGACUCCUUUGCAUUGGUAAGAGAGAAAUAAAAAACCUCCCAAUCCUCCCAACUUACAUACCCAGGUGCUAAUACAACAUUAUCCCACUGCUGGAUCUAGUCUUGGGUGGAAGCAGACGAGUGACCCCAGCCACCUGUGGCAGCUCCCUGGUGCUGAGAGAGGCUGGACACCUUGGCAGCCAGAAUGCCCAUUCCCAGGGAGAAUGAGAGCCCUCUUUCAGCAGUACGUAGUUAAUAGGCCAGCUUAGCUGUAGCAAACCUGCAUCCUUGGAAACACUGACAGCUACAGGAAGAAUGCCUCUCUGAACUACUGUCCUGGUUUCCACUGGGAUCAAGUUGAUUUUCUUCCUAGUAACUGUGCUGUGUUUUGGAUUCUGGAAAUAGUAAUGCUGAUAACACACUGAUGUUUUGGUUCUGCUGAGCAGUGUUUACACUAAGUCAAGGGCUUUUCAGCUUCUCACCCCACCCCACCCCACCAGCAAGGAGGCUGCAGGGCACAAGAAGCUGGGAGGGGACACAGCCAGGACAGCUGACCCCAGCUGAUAUUCCAUACCAUAAGAUGUUGUGCCCAGUAUGUAAACGGGGUGGGGGGGGAACUGACCAGAGGCCACUGCUCAGGAACUGUCGGAGCAUCAGUCAGUGGGUGGUGAGCAAUUGCACUGUGCAUCACUUACUUUGUAUAUUCUAAUUACUGUUGUUCUUUUCCUUUUCUCUCCUAGUAAACUGGGUUUGUCUCAACCCCCAUAUUUUACUUUGGGUUUUUUCCCCCAGUUCUCUCCCACAUCCCACUCAGGGGGCAGGUGGGAAAGUGAGUGAGUGGCUGUGUGCUGUUUAGCUGCCUGCCAGGUUAAACCACAACACCUACAGACAGCCUCUCCUUCACAGCAGUUUGCUUUACUUCUUUUUUUAAACAUGUGCACAAACCAAGAUCACAUCACCAAGCAUGAUGUGGGAUUCAAAAUCAGAAGUUACUCAAUUUUUAAGCUACAAUACAUAAACAUUUAUAAAAUAACAAGAUCUCUAAAUUCUUCAGUUUGAAUAAAAACAGAGUGCCACUGCAUUUCACAUAUACCUAGCCUUCACAUGCUUUGGAUUUUUUAAUUGACUGGAUUUCAAUGUUUUUGAUUAAAAUUAAACAGUACUCUUUGUCAGCUGUCACAUGAACAGUGGCAUGUUUGUCAUUCAGGUGGUGCCGUCAUUUGAGCCAGUACACAGUGAUACAGUUAAUUUCCCAAACUGGAGUUGUUGCCAUAGCUCCACUGUGAGACAGUGCAGAUCAAACAAAAGACUUUUUCAUGGAUACUAGUUCAAUCCUGACAUUCAUCUCUGGCCAUAACAAGAAUGCAUCUGUUUCUAACAGCACAACAUAACAAACAUAUUUAAAUGCUGUAGGAAAAAAAAAAAAAAAGAUUGGGGGAGCAAGGGAUGGGCUUUGCUUUGGGAAGGAAAAAUAACCCAGCAAGAUUUGAGACUUCCUCUGCUAAAGGCUUCAUCACAGCAGAUUACUUUGAGCUGAUCUUUAACCUCCCUUUGGACAAUCAUACAAGAACAACUUUGCUCAAUUGUCUUUUAAGAACAAGAAGUGGGAAUUCUGCUGGUGGUUCAGAGCCAACAAGUUUCCCUCAAGACAAGCGUGAUAGCUGCAGAGAAAAGUGCAAGACAACCACAGUAACGAAGAUGGUAGGCAGCCAAAAACACAGUACGGAAGAAGAAGCUCAGGAAACUCCCAGAUAUCAACAAAAGACGCUGACGGCACCUGCCCCAUUUGCAGAUGAAACAAGCUGUCAGUGCCAAGCCCCCCAUGAGAAGUUAACCAUUGCACAAGCCCGCCUGGGAACACCAGUUGACAGACCUGUCAGAGUGUAUGCAGAUGGGAUAUUUGACCUCUUCCAUGCUGGCCAUGCUAGAGCUCUUAUGCAAGCCAAAACUCUAUUCCCAAAUAGCUACUUAUUAGUAGGAGUUUGCAGUGAUGAUUUAACUCAUAAAUUCAAAGGCUUCACUGUGAUGAAUGAAACGGAGCGAUAUGAAGCCCUCAGACACUGUCGUUAUGUGGAUGAGGUCAUCAGAGAUGCACCCUGGACACUGACACCUGAGUUCCUUGAAAAACAUAAGAUUGACUUCGUAGCACAUGAUGACAUCCCGUACUCUUCCGCUGGAUCGGAUGAUGUAUACAAACAUAUAAAGGAGGCAGGAAUGUUUGUACCUACGCAGAGAACCGAAGGUAUCUCCACAUCGGAUAUCAUCACACGGAUCGUCCGGGACUAUGACGUGUAUGCCCGGCGCAACCUCCAGCGAGGAUACACCGCCAAAGAGCUGAAUGUCAGUUUUAUAAAUGAGAAGAAAUAUCGCUUUCAAAACCAAGUGGACAAAAUGAAAGAAAAAGUCAAGAAUGUGGAGGAAAAGUCAAAAGAAUUUGUUUACAAGGUGGAAGAGAAGAGCCAUGACCUCAUUCAGAAGUGGGAAGAAAAGUCCAGGGAAUUUAUUGGCAACUUUUUAGAGCUGUUUGGACCUGACGGAGCUUGGAAGCAGAUGUUCCAGGAACGAAGUGGCCGAAUGCUCCAGGCUUUUUCUCCCCGGCAGAGCCCAAACAGCAGUCCUACGCGAGGCCGCUCUCCAUCCCGUUCUCCAUCUCCACCUUGGGUCAUCAAUAAGACCUCCCCUCCCUCUUCUCCAAAAGCUGCCUCUGCCUCUCUCAGCAGCAUGAGCGAGGGAGAUGAGGAUGAAAAAUAAAAAAUAUAUUUUUUUAACCAUGAGACAGAAGAACAAGCUAUGAACUCAACCACUGGAUGGGGAGAAGCGUGAGGAACACCAGGGGUAUCUCUGACACCAGGGAUCGUGCUCUGGGAGAUGUCAAAAAUGAACUGGAGCACAGCAGGGGAGAUCUCAGGAAGAGCUUAUCCCAUCCCCACUCUCUCGCGGUGCUGGAGACCCAGCCGGCAGCACUUGCCAGGCACAGCCCCAGGGACUGACAGAAAAACACACCCAUGUGCAAGUUCCUGCCCCUGUCUUGCUGCUUUCCAGCUGCUGCUCCAGGCCAGGCCGGUGGGAGCUCUGCACCGAGGGGGGCUGGCAGGAGGAGCCCAGCAGGCUCCUGAUCCGGACCCAGCACACAGGGAAGUGCCGGCUGCAGCCUGCAGAGGGAGGAAGAUGCCGUUGUACCCUGCUGACCUUGAGCUCUUCUGGCAGGUGAAGGAACCGCAUUGCUGCAGGAAGUAUGUUGAGAAACAGGGAAUAAAGUUGGGUUUUUUUCCUUUUGAAUAACAUCUGCCCCAGAGCCCAAAUCAUGCACUGAAAUGAAGAGCUGUCCAGGCAAGUUGGUGGAAAUCCGUUUAAUAUAUUCAGUGCUGCUUGUUGACCAAGCCUCUGUGUGGGGUGUGUAAAGAGUCUGGCUUUUUGCUUUAUCAAAUUGCUCUCCACGUUCCUAGUGCCUGAACAGCUGCCUGAUCACUUCUGGUUUGCUCCCUGGCUUUGCACUUUGAAGGCAAGAAAGGAAAUGAAAAGACAGCCCUAGCUGGAAUGUGGUGGUGUAAGAAAUAAGACAGUUUGAAGAUGCUGGUGGUUUUUACUGGUGAAUUUCUAAAAAGAUCCCAAGGCCUUGGGAUGUGGCCUCCUAGGAAAACCUGCUGCUCCCAGCUAUGUAUCAGCAAAUGAUAAGCAAACAGUGCUGUUGUCACAUGGUAUUCAGCCAGUUAAACAAACUUCUCAUCAAACUCUAAACAGGAUGUGUUCACAGACACACUGCCCCUGCAGAGGAUCCCAAACCUAUUCCUCUACGCUAAUAUGGAGGAAAAAAAUUUGAAAAAACCAAAGGAAACUUUCUGAACAGGAUUAGGCACAACUAUUUUCUUUCUCCAUCCGUGACACCUGUACAGCCACAAGCAGAAACACAGAGGGUAGCACGGGUGAAGCUCUCCCCUCAAUGCUGAUCUUCCUACUGGGCAAAGCCAGUCCUGCCUGACAUCUGGCUCCAUGUUCAGUCCCUCAGCUGACACCUGCUGAAGUGGCUGCAGGGGCUGGCAGGAUUCCUGAGACCUGGGGCUGCUCUGCCUCACAGCUGCAGGAAACCCCCAGCCCCCAGCGCUGGGGUGGGGCUGUGCCACUGCUGCCAUUUGGUCCCAGGCUUGCCUGGCACAGCUGCCUCAGCACAUGGCCACCUUUGAGGCUCUCCAGCCCAGCAGCAGCUGUGGUGCCAGGGCAGCAGGUAAAGGCUGCCACUGCCCCCUGUCUCAUGGGCAGCCUGCUGGGCACAGCCUCAAGCAGUCCGGGAAGGGGGCUGCAGCCACAGAAUCACUCUUGUGCCACUGCUGCCUGGAAUUGCAAACCCACCAGGACACACCGGCUGCUGUGGGCAGCACCAAUCAGCACUGGCUGCUUCCCUGCACAGGCAGCACAAGAAACGCUGGGGGAGGGAGGGCUCCACAUUGCUCUUGGAAAAAAACUGAGGGACCAAGAUGCCUGAGCAUGUGGUGUGGUUGUGCUUGCUGGCAGCAGUGCCCCCCAGGCUGCUGUCCUUGCCUCGCUGGGUGACUCGCUGGUAGAUAAACUCCUUUCCAGAUACUCUCUGGGCAGGUAAAUUACAGACCUUGGUACCAGGCACCAAAUUUGCCCCACACUCUGCUCACUCCUACAGCUUUCUUCCAUCCCCCACUAUGAGGUAACUAAUUUUUCUUUGGGAACAUUUUGCCAGACACUUCUCAGACUACCACAAGACUGAGUACACUGCAUCUCGUGCCACACUUUGUCCUCCAGAGUCAAGCUAGUUCCUUCACAGAGCUGCAAAAACAGGUGAGCAGGAAAUAGGGUGGAAUGUGCAAAGGGACAGCCACAGCUACUUCAGCUGCCGCCGCGCCCAAUGGGACAAUGCAAUUAAAACCUUUCUCAGCCUUAGGCAACCUGUUACUGUAAUUUCAUACCUGGGAUGCACUUGUUAAGUUUUUCUGAUCCUUUGCAAGUCUUAAGUCUUGCCAUCACAAACCACUCCACCACCACAGGAACUGCCUGCUUCUACUGGUGCUGUUGAUAGACGAGCCAUGUCCAAAUGCAAUGGAGGUGGGCAAGGAUUUGUUGUUCUUGGCUUUUACCAUUGUUUUUUGUUCAUUUUACUUUCAUAGCACUAACUGUUUAGCAGCCCUUGCUCAGUGGUUUGAGUGGAGACAGCACCAUGACUUGUAAAUGGUAACUAGAGAAAAACUCACCAGUGACCUGUUCUUAACAGAAGCUGUUUCUCAGGGUCACAGGUGGCUACCCAGCAACAAAGCCAUAUUCUGUACCAGGUGUCUUGUUUCCAUUUAGGAUAUCAGUAAGCUGAAGCCUUUGCCCUGCUGGUACAUUCAUGUGCUGUCUCCAGCAAACCAGAACCUCAUGGUGUCUGGACACAUGAAAGGCAAUUUUGCACUUCUGAGUCAUGGUUGGGUUUUACUUUUCACAAGUGUUACUUUAAUUGAGUCCUAUUUAUCAGCCAAGCUCCAAGUGAAAAAUAAAGUGUAUGACAGCCA
Molecule: messenger RNA, 6926 nt
Organism: Corvus hawaiiensis (hawaiian crow)
Lineage: Eukaryota; Metazoa; Chordata; Aves; Passeriformes; Corvidae
Gene: PCYT1B
Product: phosphate cytidylyltransferase 1B, choline
Exons: 9
Coding region: 2857-4161 (434 amino acids)
Biological process (GO): CDP-choline pathway
Molecular function (GO): choline-phosphate cytidylyltransferase activity; phosphatidylcholine binding
Source: RefSeq, a predicted model, not a curated record